AUGAACCGACAAGUCGGCGUCGGCGGAGGACAGCGGCUGAGAUCCGCUAGACCCACCACGAUUCACGAUUGCGCUCACUCCGGCGACCUCGUUUCCUUGCAGAGACUGCUCAAAGACAAUUCUUCUCUUCUCAAUGAACGAAACCCCGUCAUGUAUCACACGCCACUUCAUGUUUCUGCUGGUAAUGGCAACGUUGAUAUAGUCAAGUAUCUCCUAGAUUGGGCAGGAUCUGAGAAAGUUGAGCUUGAAGCAAUGAAUACUUACGGUGAAACUCCAUUGCACAUGGCAGCCAAGAACGGUCGCAAUGAAGCUGCAAAGCUACUCCUUGACCGUGGUGCUUUCAUCGAAGCCAAAGCCAGCAACGGUAUGACACCAUUGCAUCUUGCGGUAUGGUACUCAAUUACCUCGAAAGACAUCUCAACUGUUAAGACACUGCUCGACAAUAACGCAGAUUGCAGCGCAAAAGAUAAUGAAGGGAUGACUCCUUUGGACCAUCUACCACAAGGACAAGGUAGCGAGAAGCUAAGGGAACUGUUGCGAUGGUUUCUACAAGAGCAGAGGAAAAAAAGCGCGCUCGAGGCUUGCGGUAAGACGAAAGCUAAGAUGGAUCUUCUUGAGGAGGAGCUGUCCAAUAUCGUUGGCUUAAGCGAGCUGAAGACACAGCUGAGGAAAUGGGCUAAAGGGAUGCUUUUGGAUGAGAGGAGAAGGGCUCUCGGGAUCAACAUCGGAACAAGAAGACCUCCUCAUAUGGCGUUUCUUGGGAAUCCUGGGACAGGUAAAACCAUGGUUGCUCGAGUUCUUGGGAAGUUGCUUCACACGGUUGGGAUUUUACCGACUGAUAAAGUAACAGAAGUGCAGAGAACAGACUUGGUUGGUGAGUUUGUUGGUCAUACAGGGCCAAAGACGAGGAGAAAGAUUCAAGAAGCAGAGGGAGGGAUUCUCUUUGUGGAUGAAGCAUACAGGUUAAUACCGAUGCAAAAGGCGGACGACAAGGAUUACGGUCUUGAAGCUUUAGAAGAGAUCAUGUCGGUGAUGGACACGGGGAAGAUCGUGGUGAUAUUCGCCGGAUACAGCGAGCCAAUGAAGCGUGUGAUCGCAUCGAACGAAGGGUUUUGCAGAAGGGUCACAAAGUUUUUCAAUUUCAGCGACUUCAGUGCUAAAGAAUUGGCUCAGAUACUUCACAUCAAGAUGAACAGCCAAGGACAGGACACUCUGUUCUAUGGUUUCAAGCUGCAUGAGUCUUGCACUCUCCAGGAGAUUGCUUCGGUGAUUGAGAGAGAGACGACGGAGAAGAAGAGGAAGGAGAUGAACGGAGGAUUAGUUGAUACUUUGCUUGUUAACGCGAGGGAGAAUCUUGAUCUUAGGCUUAGCUUUGAAUGUGUUGAUACUGAGGAGAUCUGUACAAUCAGGUUGGAGGAUUUAGAAGCUGGGCUUCGAGUUUUCUCGCAGUGA
This is a messenger RNA of Thlaspi arvense, 1452 nucleotides long. Lineage: Eukaryota; Viridiplantae; Streptophyta; Magnoliopsida; Brassicales; Brassicaceae. The record is from the annotation of a GenBank genome assembly.